Messenger RNA from Zootermopsis nevadensis, 3379 nucleotides. Lineage: Eukaryota; Metazoa; Arthropoda; Insecta; Blattodea; Termopsidae. The record is from RefSeq and is a predicted model, not a curated record.
AACCGAGGGCCAGCAUGAAACAGCAGAGCAGAGAUUCUGCGCAGAAGAUAUAUAAGCACCGAAACUGCUCCUGACAGAAGCAGACUGCUGAAGCUGUGGUGACAACGAAAUAAUAAUAAAAAUAGAAUCAUUUGUGUCGACGAAACAAAAAAGGCGCCCGUUGCCAUGGAGCCGAUUACUGUAUUUUUGGCGGCUGGUCUCAUCGGCAUCGCUGUCCUGAUUCUGCUACGGGCUGAUAAGAAAAAAUCCGAAGUUGCCAGUCGGGUCAACAAACUGCGUGGGCCAACAAACUACCCUAUACUUGGCACUGCACCGCCCCUAAUCUUUCUCAAGAGAAAUGAGAUAUUCAAGUACGUCUUGACGAUCAGCCGCGUGUUCAGUCCGAUUUUCCGGACGUGGACUGGACGCAUACCGCAGGUACACCUUCAGAGGCCGGAAGACAUCGAGGUGAUUUUAAGAAGCAGCGAGCACCUGGACAAAGCUCACUUCUACAGGUUCCUGCAUCAGUGGCUUGGAACGGGCCUUCUCACAUCCACAGGUCAGAAGUGGCACACCCACAGGAAGAUGAUAACGCCGACUUUCCACUUCAAGAUCUUGGACAACUUCGUGGAAGUGUUCUCGGAGAAGAGCGAGAUUUUGGUCAGAAAGCUGCAGAAGGAAGUCGGAUCUCAGGGCUUCGACGUGUAUCCCUACAUCACCAAGUGCGCAUUGGACAUUAUCUGCGAGACGGCCAUGGGGACUCCCAUCUACGCUCAGGACGACAGGGGAUCGGACUACGUCAAGGCUGUGUACGACAUGAGCGAGAUUAUAAUGCACCGGAUGCUCCGGCCGUGGUUACACCCUGACUUCAUCUUCAAAUUCACGACAUUAGGGAAAAGAACUGACCAGUGUCUCAGAGUGCUCCACGGAUUCACCAACAGGGUUAUCCAAGAGCGCAAAGCGUCUCUUCAAGACUCGACACGCGGACAAACCUUUGCACCAAGUGGCGAGGACAUUUCCAUAGCCAAGAAGAGGAAAGCGUUCCUGGAUCUUCUGCUGGAGGCGUCAGUCGACGGCGUCAAGUUGACGGACGAAGAACUGAGAGAGGAAGUGGACACAUUCAUGUUUGAGGGUCACGACACGACCAGCGCUGGGCUGUCUUGGGCUCUGUUCCUCCUGGGACUGCAUCCACACAUCCAGGACAGGGCGUACCAGGAGCAGAAGAGCAUCUUCCAAGGGUCUGACCGCCCUGCCACGAUGAAGGACCUCAACGAGAUGAAGUACCUUGAGAGGGUCAUCAAGGAGUCCCUGAGAUUGUACCCCAGUGUUCCGGGUAUCGCAAGAACGCUCAAGAAAGACGUCAAAAUAGCGGGCUACGAUAUUCCUUCCGAAUGCACAAUACUCGUCCAAAUCUACGUCCUCCAUCGGAACCCCGAUCAGUUCCCCGACCCCGAGAAGUUCGACCCGGACAACUUCCUGCCGGAGAGGGCAUCAAAGAGACACCCCUACGCCUACAUCCCCUUCAGCGCAGGCCCCAGGAACUGCAUAGGGCAGAAGUUCGCCCUGCUCGAGGAGAAGACGGUGCUCUCCUACAUUCUACGUCACUACAAACUGCGUUCCCUUGACAAGAGAGAGGACGUCGCUCUGUUAAGCGAGCUCGUGCUGAGACCAGAAAAUGGAGUGAGGUUAGGUUUAUCUCUGCGGAAUGUUGGCAUGAAGAUAAGGAGAAAAUGCCACAGCAGUGGAAGGAAUUUAUUCCUGUAUCAGUUCCUAAGAAGGUAUUGGUUUGGAGCCCUGAAGGGAGGACACCGCUGGGAAGACCUACGAACAACAAUGGAUACCGUGACUCAGCUAUUUCUGCUGGGACUGCUGGUUGCAGUGGUCUUAUCGCUGUUUAUAAAAAGCACCGCCAGAGCUCACCUCAAACUCUUGGCAGAUCGUUUACCAGGUCCACCCUCCUAUCCCAUUGUUGGAACAUUAUUACCCCUCAUUCUGGGUCACAGAACAGAGCUGUUGUACAUGCGAAACAGAGAGUGCGACACGUACCAGCCUCUGUAUCGGACGUGGAUGGGGCACGUGCCAGAAAUAAACCUCACGAAACCAGAACACAUCGAGACAAUACUGGGCAGUAGUAAACACAUAGAUAAGUCAUUCUUGUACAAUUUCCUGCAUCCCUGGCUUGGAACAGGCCUGCUCACUGCCAAAGGUCAGAAGUGGCACACCCACAGGAAGAUGAUAACGCCGACUUUCCACUUCAAGAUCUUGGACAACUUCUUGGAAGUGUUCUCGGAGAAGAGCGAGAUUUUGGUCAGAAAGCUGCAGAAGGAAGUCGGAUCUCAGGGCUUCGACGUGUAUCCCUACAUCACCAAGUGCGCCCUAGACAUCAUAUGUGAGACAGCCAUGGGCACAGCAGUUCAUGCCCAGGAGGAAACAGAUUCAGACUAUCUGUCUGCUGUGUACGAUAUGAGCGAGCUGACACUAUUUCGCAUGAUUCGUCCGUGGCUGUAUCCCGACUGGGUAUUUCAGCUGACGAAAGCUGGCAGAAGACAUGACGAGUGCCUCAAAGUUCUGCAUGGCUUCACAAAUAGGGUCAUUCAAGAACGCAAGGAACUCCAUAAGCAAACACAAAAAGAAUACGAGACAUCGACUGCGACAGAGGAGGCCGCUCUAGGCACAAAGAGAAGGCUGGCGUUCUUGGAUCUCUUGCUGGAUGCAUCACACAACGGCGUCAAGUUGACGGAUGAAGAGCUGAGGGAGGAAGUGGACACUUUCAUGUUUGAAGGUCAUGAUACUACGAGUGCUGGUAUCUCCUGGGCAGCCUAUUUGUUAGGCCUGCACACCGAUAUACAGAACAUCGUAUAUGAGGAGCAGAAGAGCAUCUUCCAAGGGUCCGACCGCCCUGCCACGAUGAAGGACCUCAGUGAGAUGAAGUACCUUGAGAGGGUCAUCAAAGAGUCUCUGAGAUUGUACCCCAGUGUACCCUUCAUUUCCAGAGAAAUAACAGAAGACGUACAAAUAGACAAAUAUACAAUACCCGCUGGAGUAAUAGCAACAGUACACAUCUGCUUCCUCCAUCGGAACCCUGAUCAGUUCCCCAACCCCGAGAAGUUCGACCCGGACAACUUCCUGCCGGAGAGGACAGCAAAGAGACACCCCUACGCCUACAUCCCCUUCAGCGCAGGCCCCAGGAACUGCAUAGGGCAGAAGUUCGCCCUGCUCGAGGAGAAGACGGUGCUCUCCUACCUCCUGCGUCACUACAAACUGCGUUCCCUUGACAAGAGAGAGGACGUCAGUUUGACGGUGGAACUAAUUUUAAAACCAGAAAAUGGUCUCAAAGUCGUCAUCUCACCAAGGGACUCACUUUAAAAAUAAACUACGGCCUUAGUAUGUUAACACUUGU